CAAUUGAGGACGACACUACUAGCUGCCCGAAGAUGGAAAACAACAUAACUACUAUCUCUCGUGAAGAGCUAGAAGAACUAAGAGAAGCAUUCAGUAAAAUAGAUAUUGACAACAGCGGAUACGUCAGUGAUUAUGAGCUUCAAGACCUGUUUAAAGAAGCAAGUCUGCCCUUGCCCGGUUAUAAAGUCCGGGAGAUUGUAGAAAAAAUCAUUGCGGUGACGGAUAGCAAUAAGGACGGGAGAAUCAACUUCGAAGAAUUUGUCUCUAUAAUUCAGGAAUUAAAAAGUAAAGAUGUUAGCAAAUCUUUCCGGAAAUCAAUAAACAAAAAGCAAGGUAUUACAGCAAUUGGAGGAACAUCAGCAAUAUCCAGCGAGGGGACACAGCACUCCUAUUCAGAGGAAGAAAAAGUUGCUUUUGUUAAUUGGAUAAAUAAAGCUCUACAAGAUGACCCAGACUGUAAGCACCUCCUACCUAUGAACCCAUCAGAUGCCAGUCUUUUUAAAUCCCUUGCAGAUGGUGUCCUUCUUUGCAAAAUGAUCAACUUUUCACAACCAGAUACAAUUGAUGAAAGGGCUGUUAAUAAGAAGAAACUCACUCCUUUCACUAUAUCUGAAAACCUAAACCUGGCUCUGAACUCGGCAUCUGCUAUUGGCUGUACGGUUGUCAAUAUUGGAUCACAAGAUUUGCAAGAAGGAAAACCACACUUGGUAUUGGGACUCUUGUGGCAGAUCAUUAAAGUUGGUCUCUUUGCUGAUAUUGAGAUCUCCAGAAACGAAGCUCUAAUUGCCUUGCUAAGUGAAGGAGAAGAACUAGAUCAGUUAAUGAAGCUUUCCCCAGAGGAGCUCUUGCUACGCUGGGUGAACUACCAUCUGGCCAAUGCAGGGUGGCAGAAAAUCAGUAACUUCAGCCAAGACAUUAAGGAUUCAAGAGCAUACUAUCAUCUGUUAAAUCAGAUUACACCCAAAGGAGAUGAUCAUGAUGAGUUGCCUGUGAAAAUUGACUUUUCAGGAUUUCAUGAUAAAAAUGACUUGAGGAGGGCUGAAUACAUGCUCCAGCAGGCAGAUAAAUUGGGCUGCAGACAGUUUGUAACUCCAGCUGAUGUGGUUGCAGGCAACCCUAAACUCAAUUUGGCUUUUGUUGCAAAUCUCUUUAACACAUAUCCAGCCCUACAUAAGCCUGACAAUUCAUCUUAUGAUCUCAAUUUAUUAGAAGGAGAAAGUAAGGAAGAAAGGACUUUCAGAAACUGGAUGAAUUCACUGGGUGUAAGCCCGUAUGUUAAUCAUUUAUACAGUGACCUCUCUGAUGCUUUAAUAAUCUUCCAAUUGUAUGAUAUGACUCGUGUGCCGGUUGAGUGGAACCACGUCAACAAGCCUCCUUUUCCAUUACUGGGUGCUAAUAUGAAAAAGAUUGAGAAUUGCAAUUAUGCAGUAGAACUUGGGAAGACAAAAGCCAAAUUCUCACUGGUUGGUAUUGCUGGACACGAUCUAAAUGAGGGGAAUCCAACUCUAACUUUGGCCUUGGUGUGGCAGCUGAUGAGGAGGUAUACUUUGAAUGUACUGUCAGACCUUGGAGAGGGGGAAAAAGUCAAUGAUGAAAUUGUUAUUAAGUGGGUGAAUCAGACACUUGCAAAAGCAAGUAAGAAAACUUCAAUUACAAGUUUCAAGGACAAAUCGAUUAGCACUAGUUUACCUGUCCUAGAUUUAAUAGAUGCCAUUGCACCUAAAGCAGUUCGUCCAGAAAUGGUCAAGAGAGAAGAUCUUUCUUACCAAGACAAGUUGAAUAAUGCGAAGUAUGCCAUUUCAGUUGCUCGAAAAAUCGGUGCUCGUAUAUAUGCUCUCCCAGAUGAUCUGGUGGAAGUGAAGCCAAAAAUGGUGAUGACAGUGUUUGCAUGCUUGAUGGGAAGAGGACUGAACAAAGUAAAAUAA
This is a messenger RNA of Eurypyga helias (sunbittern), 1925 nucleotides long. It is a transcript of the gene PLS1, whose product is annotated as plastin 1. Gene Ontology annotation, biological process: actin filament bundle assembly; actin filament network formation. Lineage: Eukaryota; Metazoa; Chordata; Aves; Eurypygiformes; Eurypygidae. The record is from RefSeq and is a predicted model, not a curated record. The transcript has 15 exons. Gene Ontology annotation, cellular component: actin filament; cytoplasm; actin filament bundle. Gene Ontology annotation, molecular function: calcium ion binding; actin filament binding. Bases 33 to 1925 code for a protein of 630 amino acids.